Messenger RNA from Trypanosoma brucei brucei TREU927, 1701 nucleotides. RefSeq lists its product as hypothetical. Bases 1 to 1701 code for a protein of 566 amino acids. Gene Ontology annotation, biological process: rRNA base methylation. NCBI's taxonomy places the organism in Eukaryota, Euglenozoa, Kinetoplastea, Trypanosomatida, Trypanosomatidae. The transcript has a single exon. Gene Ontology annotation, molecular function: methyltransferase activity. Gene Ontology annotation, cellular component: nucleolus. The record is from RefSeq and is a predicted model, not a curated record.
AUGGAUGUUUAUCGACAAGCAAGUGAAAUUGUGCGGGCUGUGCGUGAAGGAACCGGCACUGCCAAAGCGCUGUGUUUGCGUAAGGAAAUGCAGAAGAAGCGCCAAACGUACGCUGUUGUGUGCGAGACUCUGCGGCAUUAUGACCUUCUCCAGGAUGUCCUCGAGCAAGCAGAAUUCUUUCAAUAUUACCCACGGGCCAAUAGAGAUUUUGCGAUUUGCAUGGCUUAUGACGCUGUGCUUGGAAAGGGAGUCAACACCAACCGUGAUACGACCGCGCAGGCUAUUCAAAAGUCGGUGUCCUAUCUUCAGGAGGCAUACGAACGUGUGAAGAAGCACCAUGUUAUUCCCCCACGCGCCGGGGAGCUAUUGACAGACGAGGAAGCUGGCCCCUGUGCACGCACCGGCGAUCAUAAUAAUGAUGGGGGAAGGGUCAAACACAACGGUGUUGAUGGCGGCUCGCUUGGGAAACAUUUUGUUUCUGAUGGUGAAGGUGCCGGUGACAACACCCAGGGACUGGGUUGUCUGAUUCCGCGUUAUGCGCGAGUGAACACGCUGAAGAUUGAUGUGGACAGCCUGGUGGAACGUCUUCGCCGUGCCUCCGCGAAACGCGAGCGUAACAAUACGGAAAACUGUACAGGAAACGAUCAUAGUAGGCGCGAUCAUCGACAUCGUGCAGCUGGAAUUCGUGUACUGCCACCCUUUACCUUGGAUCCUGUUGUACCGUCACUGCUAGUUUUCCCACCAGGUACCGAUCUACACGCCCAUCCGGCCGUUCGAAGUGGACAACUUGUGCUACAGGACCGUGCAUCGUGUCUUCCUGUUUGUGUGCUCCUUAAUGCCGUGGAGGUUAUCACGUCCUUCUCUGCUUCUGGAGAAGGUGAAGGUGAUAGCAAACCGGCUGAACCAUUGGAAUAUGUUGUUGACGCCUGUGCGGCUCCUGGGAAUAAGACAACUCAGCUGGCAGCCCUGGGUGCGCCUCAUGUGAAGAUAAUGGCGAUUGAACGUGACGACAAGCGAGCUGAGUUGUUGAGGCAUCGCGUGCAGAGCUUGGGGGCCGCUGAUUACACAAACGUGGUUAAUAUGGACUUUCUGAAGAUGGCACAAGACGAUCGUGAGGUGACGGAAGGAAUUUUGCUGGACCCAAGUUGCAGUGCCAGUGGCGUGCUGACAAGAGUGGAUGUGGCCCUUUUGCGGAAGCAAUGCGUUGCUGUGGAUGGCAGCGGUAUCUACACUAACGAUGUUGUUCGUCAAGAAACUGCUGAGGAAGGGGUGAGCGAGACCGCUGUUGGUGGGGAAGUGGGCACCAUAACUGCAGAGGCUCAAGGAGUCGGGUUUGCAAGCAACAUGGAGCGCGUGAUGGGCCUUGCCCGGCUUCAGCGCAAAUUACUUGCCCACUCACUUCUUUCCUUUGACAAUUGUCGCACGGUUGUGUACUCCACAUGCUCAGUGCAUGAGGCAGAAAACGAGGAGGUAGUGCGGCAGGUUCUACAGGACGAGCGGGUACAGGCUCGUGGGUGGGCACUUAGCAACAUCAUGCCGACGACGUGGCGGACGCGUGGGUGGAGGAACGACAGUGAUACGUUUCCACUUGAGUACACCAUUCGGUGUGACCCCGAAGUGGACGCAACCAAUGGUUUUUUUGUCGCUCGUUUCGACCGUGUUGUGGCGACGCCGCAGAAGAGGUCGAAGAAGAAGCGGUGA